Molecule: messenger RNA, 6840 nt
Organism: Schistosoma haematobium
Lineage: Eukaryota; Metazoa; Platyhelminthes; Trematoda; Strigeidida; Schistosomatidae
Product: Alpha-mannosidase 2
Exons: 21
Coding region: 78-3755 (1225 amino acids)
Biological process (GO): protein deglycosylation; mannose metabolic process; N-glycan processing
Cellular component (GO): Golgi membrane
Molecular function (GO): alpha-mannosidase activity; carbohydrate binding
Source: RefSeq, a predicted model, not a curated record
CACCUUGAACGCCGAAGGUCAAGCGCUCCGGAGUGUUUUAAAUUUUGUAAGUUGCAGCAGCAUUAUUUUCCACAACAAUGAGGCUUAGACUUGUACGAAGUUUGUAUAUUAUUUUGUUAUGCACUGUUUUUGCACUCUACAUCACAAUGCAAUAUUAUUCUGAAUCAAGAGAGAAAAAUCUAUUGACGCUAAAAAAUACAUUAGAAGAUUUCCGUGAAAAACCAAAAGGUGUACUAUCAAUGCCUUGGCUCGCCGAUAUUCCAGCUGGUCAACAAUGGUCUACUGAUAAGCCAACACCGGAUUCGAGAGGUAUUCAUUCCCAAUUACCUACCAAUAAAUUGAAGGCAACAAUUGAUUUUGGCAAGAGUAAACAUUUAAACAUUGAAACAUUUCAAGCUCCAGUAUGUCCUAAAAUUGACAAUGAUUAUUCAGUAAAUACAACAUAUCAAAUGAAUAAUAUUUAUAACCAGUUGGCAUUUGAUGAUCAACCCGGCGGUGUGUGGACUCAAGGAUUUCCGAUUGAAUAUAAAAUGGAUCAGUGGAAGGAUCAACCAUUAGAAGUUUUCAUUGUACCGUUUUCACAUCACGAUCCAGGUUGGAUUAAAACUUUUGAAAGAUACUUCGUCACUGAAACAAAGCCUAUUCUAGAUGCUACGUUAACGACAUUAAGCGAAAAGGAAGAAUCUAGGUUUGUCUAUUCUGAAGUGUCGUAUUUAGAUUCAUGGGUAAAUACUUUAUCAGAGGAACAAAAACAAGCUUUCAAAAGAUUGUUGCUCAAUGGACAUUGGGAAAUUGUUUCAGGUGGCUGGGUUAUGCCAGAUGAAGCAGUUACGCAUUAUUAUCCGAUUAUUGAUCAAUUUAUUGAAGGUCACCAUUGGUUAUUAGAACAUUUUGACUAUCGACCAAAUGUCACAUGGGCUAUUGAUCCGUUUGGACAUUGUUCAACAAUGCCAUAUAUAGCGAAAAAACUUGGUUUCUCUCAAAUGAUUAUUAAUCGUGUACAUUAUGAAGUCAAAAAGUAUCUUGCUAGUCGUAAAGCCUUGGAAUUUAUGUGGCAUCAACCGUGGGAUACUGCCGGUUCCCACUCUAUCUUGGCGCAUAUGUUUCCAUUCUUUUCAUAUGAUGUUCCUCAUACAUGUGGUCCAGAGCCUGCAGUAUGCUGUCAGUUUGAUUUUAUUCGAAUGGAAAGGUACAGUUGCCCAUGGAAAAAAUCACCGGUCCCCAUAGAUGAUUCAAAUGUUGCUGCUCGAGCUGAUAUGUUAGCUGACCAGUACAGGAAAAAGGCUACAUUAUUCAAUAAUAGUGGUCUAGUUUUAAUCCCAUUAGGUGAUGAUUUUCGUUAUCAAUCAACACAUGAAUGGAAUGUUCAGUUGGAUAAUUAUAAUAAAUUAAUUCAACACAUCAAUUCAAAUCCUAGCUAUAGGAUGAAAAUACGUUUCUCUACAUUAUCCAAUUAUUUUCAUGCAUUAAAUGAACGAGUAAACAAAAUGAAUUUAACACUUUCUGCAUCAUUUCCAUCAUUAUCUGGUGAUUUCUUUACUUAUGCAGACCGACAACAUGACUAUUGGACUGGAUAUUACAAUUCAUAUCCUUAUGAAAAAUUUUUAUCACGUUUAUUAGAAUCUGAGUUAAGAACAGCUGAAAUACUUUACAGUUUUGCUAGACAAAGUGUUGGUCGUAUACAAAGCGUUGCUCAAUUAAUACCAUUAAUUGCGAAUCUUUAUCAGAAUCUUACAACAGUUCGACGGAAUCUUGGUUUAUUUCAACAUCAUGAUGCAAUACCUGGUACAGCACGACCAGAAGUAAUGCUUGAUUAUUCAGAAAGAUUAUUGAGAGCUGUCGAUGCGGCACGAAAAGUUAUUACAAUCUCUAGUGCUUAUCUGCUACUAUUACCAUCAAUGUUAAAAUCAGAUAUUGAGUUUUCGAAUAGACGACGUCUACCUGUCUCCAGUCAGUUUAAACAAACGUUAAUUCAGUUAAAUGAUGAAUAUGAGAGAAAAACCGAUAAUAGCAAUGAUAAUAUUUUACAUGGUUUCUAUUCUCUAGAAGAUAAUUUACAUCAUCAUCAAUAUUCAGAGCCAAUUUUAAUUGAUUUCUUUGAGAAUAAUGGUAAUGCUGAUGUUGAAAAUACUCGUCGUAUUUAUAUUUUCAAUCCGUCGACUCGCAAUCAUAGUAAAAUAAUCACAUUACAUGUGAAAAGUCGUCUAAUGAAUUUUACAGCUAAACAGAUUAUUUCAAAUUCUAUGGAAAUAUUGGAUCAUCAGUUAAAUAUACAAUUAGAGCAUAGUUCAACAAAUGUACCAAAUGAUUUUCAACAUGAACAACAACAUGUUAGUUUGUUAUAUUUAAGUCCAGUUAAAUUAUAUCCUCUGUCAUUUACAUGUAUUGAAUUGAAAUUAACAUCAAUGCCAACGUCAUCUUCUAUGUUACAAGUAAAUCCACAAUUAAUACCAGUUAUAAAUGAUGCUGAGAUAUUAGUUCAUAAUCGUCCUCAACUUUUCAUAGAGAAUGAUUAUAUUCAAUUGGAAUUUGAUUCUAAAACUGGUUAUCUUCAAAAAAUGUUGAAUAAAUUAACUGGACAAUCUGUGGAGAUGAAAAUUAACUUUAUGCAAUAUAAAAGUUCAGAAGGUGAUUCACAUAGUGGCGCUUAUUUGUUCAUCCCUAAUGGAGUAGCUGAACCUUCACCAAAUCCAAAAUCGUAUCGUUACACUAAAGGUAAUUUAGUGGAUGAAGUGAUAGUUUACACGCAGUAUGUUACACAUAAAGUUCGUUUGUACAAAUCAUCUGGUUUACAAUCACAGUUCAUUGAGAUUGAGAACAUUGCCAACAUAAAAGUUAGUCGUCCUACUGAUAUUGACAUAUUUAUGACAAUACAAACUAAUCUUUUGAAUAAAGAUCGAGUAUUCUAUACCGAUUCUAACUGCUUCCAGUUUAUUCAAAGACAGUAUUAUGAUAAAAUUCCUUUGCAAGGGAACGUUUAUCCAGUAGCAUGCGGCGCCUAUAUAGAACAAGAAAUGAAUGACAGUGAUGAUAGAAGCCAUACGAAACAAUAUCAACGAUUAAAUUUAUUCACUUCACAUCCUACUGGUGUAGUCAGUCCUAAAGUUGGUCAAAUCAAUGUAUGGAUUGAUCGUCGAUCUUCACGAGAUGAUUCACGUGGUGUUCAAUCGAAUUUGCAUGGUGAAUGGAUUGUAAAAUCACAAUUACAUUUAUUUACCGAAAUAAUUUCAGUUGAUAAAACUCAGAAAAUAGCUAUUCCAAGUUUGUCUAUAUUUUCCCAACAAAUAUUAAAUGAUCUAUUAAGACCAAUACAUAGAUUUUAUGUAAAUCAACCCGAUUUAAAUAAUUUACUUGUAACAGAAUAUAGUUUAAUACCUAAAUCUGGUCUACCAUGUGAUUAUGAAUUAGUAACAAUGAAAACAUUUCAUAAUAUAAAGAUACCAAUAAAGUUUCAUGCUGCACCGAAUACUCAAGUUGGUGUGAUUUUACGACGUCAUGCACCAGUUUGUUAUGCUAGAAAUUUACCGAAAAUUGAUUUUUACUCAGAAUGUUUCAAUAAUAAUGUUGGACAAAAUGAACUUAAUAUACAUGAAUUAUUUGGUUCAAUUCAAUUAAAAUAUGCAAUACAAACUAAUCUGACUAUGAUUCCAUCAUUGGUCUCUUCUAUGAUUGAUGAUAAUAAUAGAUAUCAAUCAAGUAAAAUAAAUCGCAUUCAUGUGAAGUCAAUGGAAAUUGAAGCAUACUAUCUUGUUUAAUUCAUUAUUCUUAUAUGUAUUCUUGUUAACAUUUUUAAACUUGCUUCUUUUUUUUUUAAAAUCCAUAGUUGUGUUGAUUUUGUUUUUCUUGUUUUGUGGAAAAUACUCUUUCUUGAUUUUUGUUUGUUUUAAAACUGUCCCAUGGUACGUACUAAUCUUCCGCCAACUAUCUCUCCUCUCCUGUGAAUGUCAACACCAUAUGUUUGUGUAUAAUAAUAAUAAUAAUCAUAAUGGUAAUAAUGAUGUUGAUAAGAUUGUACAAAAUCACUCAUUUAUGUUUGACUUUUGUAAUAUGAUGAUGGGAUUUUGUCUUUUCUAUAUAUAUGUAUAUCCAUUGUUAUUAAUUACAUCAGUCUUUCCUCUAAUGCUCAUGCUUAAAAUAUGUAUGUGAUGUAUGAUAAUUAGGAAUACUUUUAAAUUUGUGUUUGUUGUUUUAUUUAUUUUCUCGCUCAAUGUAUUACUGAAAUGUUGAUCACUUUAUAAUGAUACUUAUCUUUUAUGAUUGUUUUAUUCGGAAAAAAAAUUUCUACUUUAUUGUGUUAAUCCUAUUGAAUUGAAGGUGAAACAGAAAAAAAUUCUCAGUUUAGGGGUUGUAGAGAUUGUUGAGUUUUUGAUUGAAAUCAUGAACCGAUUGAUGUUAGAUCAACAUUGAAAACGUGGGAGCACUGGAUGGCUGUUUCGUCCUGUUGUGGGACUCCUUAGCAGUGCGCAUCCACGAUCCCAGGGCCCUCAGUCUUGCGCGAGAACACUUAACCUAUUGGACUACUAAGCUGGCCGGCAUUCAAUGGUGUUAAUGUCUAACCUCAACCAAUCUAGAUAUUUGUAAAUCAUUUCGGUUUGAGUUGAUAAAAAGAUAAGUAAUAAACAAUUCGGUUUGAUACUUUAAGUUUUCCACUAGUUGAUAGUUGUUAGUACUUCAAAUUUCAAAGGAACUGAUAAUCUUUAUGAGAUGCAAAUUAUCCAAUCACGCUAAGCUUCAUAGUUUAUAUUGUCCUUUACUUGUUAGAUCUACGACAAAUCUGUACGAUUAAGAUAUUUACAACUGGUAGAUCACUGAGUAACGAUCGUUAUCAUACAUUUCUAAUUAUAUUGGUACUAUUCAAAUUCUGUUGACCAUGUUGUCAAUAUGACUCACUGGUUUAAGUGACUUAACGAGAGAAUUGUAAUACACUGUCAAGUAUUGAUCAUUCACUUAGUUAAAAAUCAUGACUGCCAAAACGUCUGUCUGGGUCAAUCUAUGAUAGCUAAACUUGACAAUGGGGAAUAUCAUUACUGACUAUUAGCUGGUUUAAUUGAGUAGUCUAGUGUUUAGACGAAGUGUAGAAUCUAUGAUUCAAUGAAAGAAACUUAGACUACUGGUUUAUACAACUGCAUGAACCAAUAUUUAUUAUUUUACUGGUGUUUUACCGAUCGUAAAACUUGCUGUUGAGGGUAGGAGAAAUUAUGAAAACAACACGCAGUAUAAUCGGGUUCAUUAGAUGUGGGUUGAAUUGUUUCACACUUUAACCAUGUAGGAAUUAUUAUUCGUAAGUUUUCAGAAGUUCAUUUGAAGUAAAGUCUCGCGCGCAAGACUUACAGGUCUUGGGUUCGAGUCCCGCGAGGGGAGAUCGUGGAUGCGCACUUUUAAACUUUAUUCAAUAGAUAGUAUUCGCUACUGAUGUUUUAUUACAAUAACUGCAUAUAAUAUUGUUUUUCGUUUGAUUUUUAAUGAAUAAUAAUCCAUUCAGUUUUGAAUAUUAUGGAGGCAAUCUGCUAAAAUGCCUAAUCUAUUUUCCAACUGUGCAAAUAUAAACUUAAUUAACCUUUUUAUUUUUAGAUUUAAUUGAACUGAAUAAUUAUGUGUGUACUUAUCCUCUAGUGAACGAAGACUUGGUGAGGAUAAUCGACUUAUUGUUUAAUGCACACUCACAUAGGGGUUUAGUAAAAUAUUAAAAUCACACAUCCAAUGCAUCGUUUGAACAUCUUUCAGUUUUCUUUUACAUCCUUCAUGAUUCUUUCAAUUCUUUUUUUAUUCCAAUUGCUUUCUUCUUUUCAGUUCAAUCUUUUGACAAACACUUCUGAUUAGUGUCACAUACUACUUACAUUUGCCAACAUAAGUAGCAUACACUGCGAACGGGUAUUAUAAAAGGCUUACUGCUGAUAAUCAUUUUUGGGAAACUUUGAAUAAAGGAUCAAAGUUGUUGGUAUAUUUUUCUCCUCUAUGUCUGUGAUAAUAAACUGAUUAAAUAGUCAUAGCUGGUAGAUUCGCUUGAAAAUUUUUAAUCAUUAAUUACAGAGUCUAGGUAGAUAGUGACUAGUGAAAACAUCUAUACAAUAUAUUAUACUGAAUAGUUACGAUUUAAAUCGAUGUGUUGAAUAGAAAUUUGUUACGAUGUUGCUUAAUUGUUGAUAAUUCCUUAUUGCAACAACAUACAUAAUACUAUCAUGAUUUGUGUAUAACUGAAGAUCAUCAAAGUUUGAGGAUUGUGCACAUAAAAAGAUUAUGAUUUGUUAAUGAGUCUUGACAUAGUUGUCAGUAACCGUUAUAACUCUUAUUCAGAAAUUUGUAACAUCAAGCAUGCUAUCAUAUGUUCUUAUCAGUAUUAUCGGGAGAUUUUUUUGUAGUUUUAUAUCGUCUUUUCAAUUCUUAAUCAUUAUUAAUGAUGAACUUUACGUCACAUAAACUUCUGAAAACUUACGAAUAAUAAUUCCUACAUGGUUAAAGUGUGAAACAAUUCAACCCACAUCUAAUGAACCUGAUUAUACUGCGUGUUGUUUUCAUAAUUUCUCCUACCCUCAACAGCAAGUUUUACGAUCGGUAAAACACCAGUAAAAUAAUAAAUAUUGGUUCAUGCAGUUGUAUAAACCAGUAGUCUAAGUUUCUUUCAUUGAAUCAUAGAUUCUACACUUCGUCUAAACACUAGACUACUCAAUUAAACCAGCUAAUAGUCAGUAAUGAUAUUCCCCAUUGUCAAGUUUGGCUUUCAUAGACUGACCCAGACAGAUGUUUUGGCAGUCAUGAUUUUUAACUAAGUGAAUCAUGCAGGCUUGGUUACACUAACAAUUGAUUUAUCGCAAAUUUCAUUGGAGCGUAAAUUCACAGGGC